AUGGAUGGCAGGAACAACGAAAGGCAGCUUGAGUGCCGACGUGUCCUUGCUGCGAAGAAGCCCACCAAGCUGACGGUGGCCGAGCUUGUGGAAGUUAACAAGGUUCUGCAUGUCAAGGCCACGUCCACGGCGCACUUCCGCGUGAGCCCCAUAAAGCUCGGAGACGCUGUCUUCCUCGCCUACGGCGACAGUGGCUGGGCCAAUGCUCCUGGCAACAAGUCCCAGGGCGGCUAUGUGGUGAUGAUGACGGACAAGGAGGUCGUCAAUGAGACCCGGCAAGCUUUGAGGUCAACCCUUGCGGCUGAAGCAGCUUCUGAGGACUGUGCUACUGACAUGGGCACCUUCAUGGCUUGUGCGUUCACUGAGAUGGCGAGUUUCGCAAGCGGAUGGCGGCGCCUACGGCAUCCUUGGUUGAGUCAAAGACUGCCGGGGCGGGCGCGGACAAUUCAGCAUGGCGGUGACACGUGA
Effrenium voratum is the source of this 468-nucleotide messenger RNA. The record is from the annotation of a GenBank genome assembly. NCBI's taxonomy places the organism in Eukaryota, Dinophyceae, Suessiales, Symbiodiniaceae.